Wyeomyia smithii (pitcher-plant mosquito) is the source of this 2045-nucleotide messenger RNA. RefSeq lists its product as uncharacterized. The transcript has 4 exons. The coding region runs from base 433 to 1056 and encodes 207 amino acids. Lineage: Eukaryota; Metazoa; Arthropoda; Insecta; Diptera; Culicidae. The record is from RefSeq and is a predicted model, not a curated record.
GUGUAACGUGUUUCAUGUCAAGUCAUGCUUUACCACUGCACAUGAACCAAUUUGGCAGUGCAAAGGCAACGUCCGACUGGCAUCGGAAGUUACGAGGCAAAAAACACCUUUUUGUCCAUAUUUCAUUCCGGUGUGCAUAAACCUCUGACACUUUUAUGUGCGACAGGCGGUAGCGAUGAUUGCACACUUUGCAGUAGCCGGUGCAAGCGGAGCAGUAGCAUUAUGUGAUGAACGUGACCAUAAUUUCCAAAAAUGACACGUGAACACUGACCGUUGGUUGGAAUAGACAAGUACGAUCAAUUACGGUGCCUGCGGAGAGUAUUAAUUUAUCACUAAAUUGUCAGUCCUUGUUGCAAUUUGACGUAGCAUAUGAUUUAACAGUGCUGAAGGAAAUAAAGGUGAUACACCCAGUUCAUACACCAACGCGUUUUAAUGACCGCGGCAAAUGCAGUAUUUCCUAUCUAUUUGGUUAUAGUGAUAUUUGUGACCUCAAUAGCUCUGGUUAUCACUUUCGUAUGUGGAAAUAACAAUGACAAUUCGAUGAAGGACAUUGUUAGCAAUCGUCAGUGGAAACCGUUCGCUAGAUGGCGACAAAACUUUUAUCCCCACUCAGAGGAAUACCAGCAAGCUGUUAAAGACAAUAUAGAUGACCAGUAUGACGAAAGCGAUGGAGAAGCCGGUUACCCUCAAAAUCUACAAACAAUCGAUUUCAAAUCUAAAAGGUCCCGCUUGCGACAACCACUCUGUGAGGUGCUGGUCAACAUUGUCUACGUCGGAAAUGGAACCGAUGGCUUCCAGUAUCGCCCAGAUCAUUAUGUUACGGAAUCCUGCCUUGGUUCAUUCAGCACUUUUCAAAAUAAGUGCGUGGAAACAGGUCUGUCAUGCACACAGAUAAGACAAAAGAUCUUCAUCACCAGAAGAAAAGUUAGCAGUGAAGAUGCCAAAGCAAUCAAUUGCUGGGAGCACGUCCGAAUGGAAGAGAUCGAUGCUGGCUGCGAAUGCAUGUGGCCAAGGGAGCACAUCGGAGAUAAGCACUCUUAUCGAGGUGGAAAGUAAGAGGCCCGAAGUACUUUCUUUUUUCCUCUUUAAGUACGUCAUUACGACCACUAACAAACGUGAGGUAUCUUCAGGCUAUGGUGAGAAAUGUAACGAAAACAUCUCAUCCUUCUGUUAGGGCUUCCCAAUGGAUAUAGAGAUUAAAUUUUCUCGCGAUUGGAUCGCACAUGUGAUUAAUGUAUAAAAAUGAGCCCUUUUAUGUAUUUAUCGUAGGCGAACCAACUUUUGUCAGAAAACCAUGCAGUUAUGAAUUAGUAUAAAGAAAUAACGCAGUAUUAUUAUCACUAUCUAGUAAUUUAUUCUUAUCAUAUUUAUUGCCUAAAUAAACCUUGAAGCAAAUGAACCACAAAAGAUCAAUCAAAGUAUCAAUAUUUUCAGAGAAUUCAAAAUUUUAGUUACGAGUUUUAUCAGCUUUAAAAAUUAGGUUUUUGUGAAGUUUAACUUUGCACAUCGCACAAACUAAUGAACAAAACCAUACCGAAUGAUCUGAAAAUACGCAAUAACUUAAUCGAUUAAUUUCAAUUUGACCGAAAGUUUGCACACGAAUUCGACUUAGUAAACUGAGUAUAUUACGCGGGUGAAGAAACUUUUCAGACUCAAAACUAAUUUCCUAAAAUGGCAAAUGUAUUUUGGCACAGUUUUGGUUGAAAGUAUUGUAACUCAGAAACCUUUCGUUAUGAAGAAAAACUGUCUGAGAAUGAAUUCUAGGAAACUAAUAAUGCUUUAUAUACGCAAAAAAAGUUUUUAUGGUUAUAAAAAAUCUAAACUAACUCUUUAUUUUUAUUUCAGAACCAAAAAGAGUUAAUUUUUGACGUUGACUAACGUCUAUAUCGAAGUUAGGCCCCUGAAUUUGAAAAUCUAGUAAUUCAACCAGGGAAAACCAGGGAAAAGUGGUCAGGUUUUGAGCGCUUAUUUUGCAGUCAUCUAUAAUCAGGUUUUCGAGGUUUUGGCAUCAAUCGAUCAGAAAUUCUUUUAUGGUUAAAUUUAUG